AUGCCUUCACGUCAUCGUCGAUCCUCCUCCAAACAGCAACAACAACAACAGCCUUCAUCCUCCUCGUCCUCCAAUAACAACUCCUCUUCUUCUAAAAAGAAAGAGAAACGAAAAAAGUCCAUCUUUGAUCCUUCCGACUCGUCAAUACAUUCAUCAUCAUCCAACACUAACACGACAACAACAACAACAACAAAUACAACUGUUGCAGCAACUGUAUCGAUCGAAACUGUAUCGACAACAAAUACUACUUCUAGGGAUCCUUCUUCUUCUUCUUCUUCCUAUGGUGUAACGACAACACAUUCUUCCUCAUCGAUGGAGGAGAAUCGUAUGUCUCAAUCAUCAUCAUCACCACCACAACAACAACACACCACAUCAUCCAACACACAUCCACGAAUUCCCUUGUUGUGGACAAAAACUCCACCAUCUUCCUCUCCUCAACAACAAUUGUCAUCAUCUGUUGUAAAUUCUAAAAACAAUUCCACAACAACAACAAGUCCACCACCAUUUCACAACAAGUCGUAUGAGUUGAAUUCGACAAUGACAACAACAACGACGACGAGUAAUACGAUGAGUUCCAAUGUUACAUCAAGUCCUCAUUCUCAUGUCAUGGAAAAUCAUUCAUCAUCCUCACACAAUUUCGAUCCAACAAAUAUUCAAAAUAAUUUAACUAUGAAUCGUAGCAACAAAAUUACGCAUGAUCAGGAUGAGGAUGCACAAUUAAUGGAAGUUGUUGGUGAAUUUCCAACUCUGUCAUUUUGUGAUUUAAUGUUAUUGGGAUCUAGUACGACAGGAACAACUCCAAAUUUGGAUGUGAAAAAUCAUUCUUCUCCAUUGGCUGACAAUUUUCAUCAACUCUCGUCACCUUCAUCAUCUUCGAGGAAACAUUUUCAUUCGACAAGUAACAGCACAGGAAGUAUUAAUUUAUCAUUGACUAGUUUUGGAAAGGAAAAUAUGGUCACAUCGCCUGGAAUAUCCUCUGCAUUUUCACACUCAACCAUGAAAACCAUGUCACCAUUGGCUCCGUCGGCAAUGAACAGCAGUACUCUUGUCACAAAACCUUUAUCGUUGGAUAUUUCAAAAUUGAAACCAAAAUCAAACAAUAGUCCUUCCUCAUGUGUGACACCAGAAUUUACGAAUGAGGAUACUUGUUCGAAUAUUCGAUUAACCACCUCAAAUGAAAAGAAAUCUUCAAAAUAUAGAGAACGAAGCUUGUCAUUUGGAUCGAAAAAAGCAGCUUCUGCUUCCGGGUCCCUCUCACAUCGAGCAUUUAAUGUAUCAUCAUCAUCAUCAGCAGGACGUGAUCACAUCUCUUCGUCCUCUCAAAAUAAUUCUUCCACAACACGAAUGAAACAAGGAAUGUCUUUCUCAAAAUGGACAGAACUCAUUCAAAAUAAUGGAGCUUUUGCUAGGAUUAAUAAUUUAUCAUCAUCGAAUCAUUCGUCACCUUCAAAUUCUCCGAAUAUGCUUCAUCCAGGAGGAGACAACACGACAGAUGAUUCGAAUAUGAGUGCUGGUGGCAUGUCCUCUCACGACUCUUCAGAUAUUUUCGAUCAACUCGAAGAUAUUUUAUCGUAUCAACAUCCAACAAGUCCUCGAUAUAGAACUUAUUCAAAAUCGGAGAAUGUUCAUCAUGAACAUGUAACAACAGGUGACACUUCAACAACAGAAAUUGGAAAUAGUCAAUCAUUAGACCUUCAAUAUGCAUUGAUUGGAAGUCGAGGAGGCACACGAAAAAUUGAAGAUUGGAUGAAGAGGGAUCAUUUAGAGCUACGAAAAAGUGAAAUUCCUUCAUUGCGAGAAUCACGUGCAUCGACUGAAUCUAGGAAAGGAGUUCCUAAUCGACUGACAUCGAAAAGUAGAACUUCUUUUAAUUCGAAAUCUGCCAUCGAUUUAAAUGCAAAGAAAUUUGUGAAAAAGACACCAUCGAUUGUAGACGAUAUAGACUCUGAGAAGUCGAGUUCAUUUUCAGAAGGAGAUUCACCUUCAUUUAGACCUAGACGAAAGAAGAGAAGUGAAAGUCAUAUUGUGGUGAAUGCGAGUGUUUGUUUACAUUUUUCUAUUGACAAUUUCAAGGGUUUAGAAGAAUCACUCAAGCAAGAACGCCAAAAAUUAGAACAAAAAUCGAGUGGAGGAAAUGAUAUUCCCAUUCUCGACAAAUUUCCUGUUCAACUUCAUGUCUUGCAUCGUGUCAAGAAAUCUGAUGAUACCUAUGUUUGGCUUCCACUCGCUCACACUCAUGAUGUUGAUUUGCUUACUCUUCAAAAUUCAUCCUCUUUCUCUUCGAAUAAUGUCAGUAAGCUGUGCACAACUACUCCAUCCACACUUAAAAAGAAUGACAAUGACAUUUUACGAUUUCAAACGACAGCCAUUAUACCUUUCCAUUUUGAAAAAAUUACUCCUUUACUUUUUGCUCUCGUGAGUACUCGUACGAAUAAUGUGUUGGGAUUCUAUGAAGGAUGUGUGGCAGAAAUUUGUGGAGCUCAACGAUUGCUCAUUCGAAGAAAACUAAUCAAACAGAAAAAACAUUUUUGUGACAUUGUGAUUCAAGCAACUUUUCCUCACGAACAUUGGAAUCGACCAUCUGGCAGUAGUAGUAAUAGUAAUAUUAUUAUUAAUAAUAAUACUGAGAAACCAGCUCCCAUUCAAAGCAACAACAAGAUUUUAGAACAAAAUCAACAAAAUUCCACAUCCAACAAAAAAUAUCCAUCCUCCCUAGUUACCGAUUUUGAUGAAGAAUUUGCAACCAUUGAACAAGUGGAUACGAAUAAUUCUGCAUCAGAUCUCACAACCUCACAAAUUAUUACUGAAGAACUCACUGACACAAAAUCACCACAAAAAGUUUCAAAAAAGAAAAAACUCACCAACAACGAAGUUUAUUUAGAUUUUGAUGAAAUUCAAGCCAAACUUGAAAAGAAAUAUAAGGACUGCUUUUUAGUGGUCUCUCAACAAUUUUUCACAGAGAAGGAUCAAACAGGUUCCUUCAUUCCUCUGUACACGAGUGAAACAAACACAAAAAGUACAAAAACUCCAACCUUUGAACCCUUCACCAUCAAACCAACACUUGAAUUCAAAAUUAUUCGAUUUCGAUUUGAAUUAUUUUAUUGGGAAACAGUUUCGAAACAACAAUUUGAUGAAUUGGGGGAUGUUGCCACUCCACGUUAUUCCUUUAAACAAUCAUCCUCUCAAUCUGCUGUCAUUUCCACAAUUGGACAUUACAAGACAUUAAUUGGAGCAGCUGAAGUCUUGUAUCAAGAUUUUAUCAAAUUUUUUGAUUCACCAGUAUUGCCACCAUCGCAACCAUUGUCACAAUCAGGAGGCAUGAUGUUGUCAAAUGUCACAACAACAACAACAACUCUGGAUGAUAAGAACAAUGAAACUCUAUUAUUGGGUCCAUUUUUUCACAUUUCAAAUACUGGACUUAAUGAAGUGGCAACGAGAGAUCAAACCAAUGUAUCCAAAAAGAAUCGAAAGUCAUUGAAAAAUGUCACUUUUGAUCCCAUGACGACAAGUGACAUUUCUCCAUCCACCACUACCAUCCAUCACGUCUCUCCCAUGAACACUCUUAACACUCUCAACACUCUCAACAGCACCAACACUAACAACAUGAAUAAUACCAUGAGCGUUGGAGGCAAUAAUUUCAACUCUCAUAAUAAUGUUGGAGGAAACCAUUCAUCCUUGAACUCAUCACACAAAGCAUCACCACUCACUGUUCGACUCUAUGUCGAUAAAAGAAUUCACAUCAUGAAGGAAGAGACUCUCGCACCUCAAGGAAUGGAUCCUAUUGAAGAUGAAAACAAUCCUUCAGUCGUUCAUCGAAGACGUAAAGUAUUGAGUGUGGUGAGUUCACAAAAUGGAUCGUUGACAUUUAAAAAAGUCAAAGAACGAGUGCUACAGAUGGAGGAACAAUCGGAUUUGGAUGUGACGUAUACUUUUUUGGAUUAUAUGAAAACAGGAUUGAGAUUUAAAUGUUAUUUUGCAUUAGAUUUUACCAAAGAUAAUACUGAACCAAGAAAUGAUAAUUUACACAAUCCUCCAAAAGGUCAAAAAUCCAUUUACGAACAAUGUAUGGAAAGUAUUAGCAAGAGAAUAUUUCAAUAUGAUCCAAAUAUGACUGAUUUUCAUUUAGUUGGAUUUGGAAAUGAUCGUCAUGAACCAGUUUUUAAUUUAUACAGUAAGGGAGAAGAGGUAUCGGAUUAUCAAACAUCUUCUUCGAUGCAGUUUAGUGACACUUCGACAGGUUCACAAGAUUUUGACAAGUCACAAAAUUAUAUAUUUUCAGUGUUGUAUCCAAGAUAUUAUCCUCCUUUGAAAAUUCAUCAAUUGUCACCUAUUUAUCGACAAUAUACUUCCAGUACACAUGGUAUUUACAAACUAAGCAUGCAAGAUUGUGUCAAGACGAGUCAUUAUGCAUUCACAGAGACCAAUGUCCAUAAGGGUACUCGUGACUUGACCAAUGCCAACAAAUUCACCUAUGAAGAAAGCAAAACCGAUCAUUUAAAGAGAAUUUCCUCUCCUGAAUUUGUUCAUUUGAAUUAUAUGGAUAAUUUGAAAGAAGUUUCAAGCCCUUUGACACCACCAAACACGAGUCGACCCUUCUCUGGAUCCAGUAACGAUGACAAGAGAAGAUUUUCAACUGGAUCCAAAGGAAAUUUAUUUGACACGGGUGUGUUCAAUAUGGCCUCUAAAUAUGCACCCAAUGAUUAUUAUCCUGUCAUUAGUGAUGUGAUUGAUUUGAGUUGUAAUUUGAAGAAUGAGGAGAGUAUUACUCAAACUUUAUUGUAUCUUUACAGAGAGAGACAAAUGGCCAAGAAAGGUUACAGCAACAAUCUCACAGAUGAUGAUCAUUCCCUCUCGCUCACUCACAUCAAUCCAGUACUUUAUAAUUUACUUGUCAUUUUAAUUCCCAAUGAUUUUAUACAUGUUGAAGAAACUAUUUACAAGUUUGUGGAAGCGUCUCAUAAGGCUGCCUUAUCCAUCGUUGUGAUUGGUGUUGGAAGUGGAUGUGCAUUCAAGACACAUCGUUCCAUCAAUUUUAACAAUGAUGUAUUUAGUAACAAUUCAAGUUGUUCCUCUGGAGUUGGUUCCAGUGGAGGUGAGAGGAAGAGUAUUCAAUACAGAAUUCAAAGCACUCUGCCAACAACCUCAGAUCUUCAAUAUCGAGGAUUGAAAUCCUCUCGUAAUUGCGUCACUUUUGUAAGACUGAAUGACUAUGAGACUGUGAAUGAGGCUGUGGAAGCUGCUCUCAAAGAUAUUCCUAAACAAGUGUGUAGAUACAUGAAGAUGAAAGGAAAAUUGAUUUUGUCUUCUGACAAUAAAUUAUGA
Naegleria fowleri is the source of this 5322-nucleotide messenger RNA. RefSeq lists its product as uncharacterized. The record is from RefSeq and is a predicted model, not a curated record. Gene Ontology annotation, cellular component: plasma membrane. Gene Ontology annotation, biological process: cellular response to calcium ion. The coding region runs from base 1 to 5322 and encodes 1773 amino acids. Lineage: Eukaryota; Heterolobosea; Eutetramitea; Acrasida; Naegleriidae. Gene Ontology annotation, molecular function: calcium-dependent phospholipid binding. The transcript is spliced from 4 exons.